AUGGAGUUUCACUCCAACAGCAAAAGCGGGCAGUUCUUCUUUUUUUCCCACGACGGCAAAUUUCUUAUAAAGACAAUUUCAAAGGCCGAAGUGGAGCAAAUACUGCGAAUCCUCCCCGCAUACAUUGACCACAUCCUCAGUACCCCCUUGUCUUUGCUGACGCGCAUAUUUGGCAUUCAUAGAGUUGAACUUUACACCCAAGCAACCCCUGACGCGGACGGGGGCCCCUGUGGGGGCCCCCCCGGGGGCCCCCCUGGGGGCCCCCCUGGGGGGCCCCCUGGGGGCCCCCCUGGGGGCCCCCCUGGGGUGUUUUGUGGGAGCCCCUCCGGGGGCCCCUGCUGGCUGCCCUCUAGGGGCCCCUCUGGGGUCCCCUCUGGGGGCCCCUCUGGGGGGCCCUGCGGUCCGGUCCCCUGUGGGGGCCCCUCGGGGGGCCCUUCGGGGGCCCCCUCAGGGGGCCCCUCGGGGGGCCCCUCAGAGGGGGCCCCUGCAGAGGGGCCCCCCUCAGGGCAAGCCCCAGAGAGCCCUCAGCCAGGGGCCCCCCGGGGGGCCCCUGUGGGGUGGGCUUUGAGGGCCCCGGGGGCCCCCCUUGUGGGGGACUUUUGUUCGGGAGAUUGGAGGAACACUUUUAGCAGCCAAGGAUGGUAUGAAGAUGAGCAUUCGUUUAGAGUUAUGGCAACAGAUAACGGGGCGCAGCAGCAGCAGCAGCAACAGCAGCAGCAGCAGCAGCAGAAGCAGAAGCAGAAGCAGCACCGGCAGCAGCUGCAGAGGCCCCGCACUUACCUGCAGGGACAGUCGCCCGAACAUGGGCUGCUGGCGAUGCUGAAGCGGAAACACAAACGCAGCGAACCCGAGCUCUCAGCUUCGCCAGACAUAAAGACACAAGAGUCGCAGCGCACUUUGGUAACUGCUGCCUAUUUCAUUGCAAUGGGCAACGCGUUUGACCCUUCUUUGGGCCUAAGUGAGGCAUAUGACAUAAAGGGCAGCACUGUUAGCAGAACAGCAAAGGAGGGGGACAAGGUCAAGAAAGAUGUUGGUUAG
Eimeria necatrix is the source of this 1038-nucleotide messenger RNA. RefSeq names its product phosphatidylinositol-4-phosphate 5-kinase, putative. The transcript has 6 exons. NCBI's taxonomy places the organism in Eukaryota, Apicomplexa, Conoidasida, Eucoccidiorida, Eimeriidae. Bases 1 to 1038 code for a protein of 345 amino acids. Gene Ontology annotation, biological process: phosphatidylinositol metabolic process. The record is from RefSeq and is a predicted model, not a curated record. Gene Ontology annotation, molecular function: phosphatidylinositol kinase activity.